GCGGCUGGGAGGUGAAGUGGAAGACAGCAGGAGAGUCGGAGUAAAUGGGCGCACUUUGUGUAGCUUGUUGAAGGACUUAUCAACUUAAAACACCACCGAAACAGCCCACUGUAAUGAGACGGAGACAUUGUUGAGUUCCUGCCCAGAUAACCAGGAUUGACGCCCGUCUGCAAACUCCAGGACCUGGUCUUUCGCCUCCAGCUUGACGGAAGGAACGUUUGGGAACAAGGUGACGCUCCCUGUGGGAACCCUGGAUCCUCCACCCUUCCCACCAACAUGACCAAUGUGGUGAUCGUCAAGGAGGGAUGGCUGCAUAAAAGAGGCGAAUACAUCAAGACCUGGAGGCCGAGGUAUUUUCUGCUGAAGAGUGACGGUACUUUCAUUGGCUACAAAGAGCGACCACAAGAUGUUGACCAGCUGGAAACCCCCUUGAAUAACUUCUCAGUAGCACAGUGCCAGCUGAUGAAGACAGAGCGACCCAAACCCAACACAUUCAUCAUCCGCUGCCUGCAGUGGACUACUGUCAUCGAACGCACCUUCCACGUAGACACCCCCGAGGAGAGAGAGGAGUGGACCAAAGCCAUCCAGACGGUGGCCGAAGGUCUUCAGAAGCAAGAGGAGGAGAUGAUGGACUCGUCUCCGGACCCCAUGGACAUGGAGGUCUACCUGACCAAACCCAGACAAAAAGUGACUAUGCAUGACUUUGAAUACCUCAAACUCCUGGGAAAAGGCACUUUUGGCAAAGUUAUCCUGGUAAAGGAGAAGGCCACAGGACGCUACUACGCCAUGAAGAUCCUAAAAAAGGAGGUGAUCGUAGCGAAAGAUGAAGUGGCACACACACUCACAGAGAACCGAGUGCUGCAGAAUUCAAAGCACCCAUUCUUGACAGGACUGAAAUACUCCUUCCAAACACACGACCGCUUGUGCUUUGUCAUGGAAUAUGCAAAUGGCGGCGAGCUCUUCUUCCACCUGUCGAGGGACCGAGUCUUUUCAGAGGAACGGGCGCGGUUCUACGGCGCGGAGAUUGUGUCGGCGCUGGACUACCUGCACGCCGAGCGGAACGUGGUCUAUCGAGAUCUGAAGCUCGAGAACCUCAUGUUGGAUAAAGACGGACACAUUAAGAUCACAGAUUUUGGGCUUUGUAAAGAAGGAAUCAAAGAUGGCGCCACCAUGAAGACGUUCUGUGGAACACCAGAGUACCUGGCGCCCGAGGUGCUGGAGGACAACGACUACGGCAGGGCGGUGGACUGGUGGGGUCUGGGCGUGGUCAUGUAUGAGAUGAUGUGCGGCAGGCUCCCUUUCUACAAUCAAGACCACGAGAAGCUGUUUGAGCUGAUCCUCAUGGAGGACAUCCGCUUCCCCCGAACGCUGGGCCUCGAGGCUCGCUCGCUGCUCUCCGGUCUUCUCAAGAAAGAACCGGUGCAGAGGUUAGGUGGCGGCCCGGACGAUGCCAAGGAAAUCAUGCAGCACAAGUUCUUCGCCGGGAUCGAGUGGCAAGAUGUUUAUGAGAAGAAGCUGGUGCCGCCGUUUAAGCCCCAAGUUACCUCGGAGACGGACACACGAUAUUUCGACGAGGAGUUCACAGCACAGACCAUCACCAUUACGCCACCGGGACAAGACGACAGCAUGGAGUCCUUCGACAGCGAGAGAAGACCCCACUUCCCUCAGUUCUCCUACUCCGCCAGUGGGACGGCCUGAACCACUGUCCAUCAAUUACUCUGGCCCCGCCUCCUCCCCACCUGACUGCACGCCCCGGACGGCUCGGGCUCGCCCCACAGUCCCGUCUGCAGCCGGCGGGAUCCCGCUCUGAGGCCGGUGCCGGUUCUGAGUGAUCCACUCAGACAAACACUACCCUGCCGGAGAACAGAAGCACCGAGAAAUGCAGCUGUGCACAAACUAGAUCUUGAAAAGGGCCUUUUGGACUCAAUUUGCGGACCAAAAAUUGUAAUGACUGAAGCGAGGAGUGAGUGCGGUGGAGCCAUUUCUGACGCUUGACAUCAGCAAAUAGCAAGUUUUACGCUUUAGUUUGAAUCCAAAAUGAAUUCAGACUCCCUAAUGUAGACAGAGAAAUAAAGAACAGGAUGAAUACAUGAGAAUGUUUCCACCUGUCAUGAGAUAGUUUACCUCGAAAUGUAGGGGUCCGAGAUGUUCCUCAACUAGAGCCAAUCCUGAAUUGAAUAAUGGCAAAUCAAAUUUCCCAGCAGCUCAAGCUGUCGUGAGGUGGAGGACACCCUGGAAAGUUCCCAUUCACACAUAUCUGGACUGUUUCGUUCCACGGUUUGGUAGUGAUGCGUGACCGGUGGGAGGAAACUGGAGUGCUUAGCUGUCCAGGGUGUCCCUCACCUGAUCAUGCGUGGCAGUGAAACUAGUGUUUGUGGAGUAUAAAUGUUUCCACCGACGACUGUCAUCCCUUGCUCCGGACACUUGUGCAAUAGUCUGGUUCUAGUGUUGACUCUCCUCAGCCUUCGUCAUCAUCAUCACCAUCAAACUACGGAGCUGUCACUUCCCGAUCGUCCUCUUCAUAGUGACACUUGAGUCCGGACUCCCCUGCUUCCCAUCUGUCUCCCUACUCUGCCUCCUCCCAACCUGCUCCCUGUUUUCCUUCACCUCGUCCUGCCCUGGAUCUCUGCCUCUGCCAAUCUUUCACACUCAUUCGUAUCAUCCCUCCAUCUUUCUUUCCCGCCCACAUUCUUUUUUUCACUGUCGGUCUCUUUUUUUUUUUUUUUUUUUUUUUUUUUUCUUUUCUUUCUUCGGAACGUAUUGGGUGUCUCCAUCCAGUGCACUCGCCGCAGCCUCAGUGAGGUCACUUAAUCAUCAUCAUACAUAUUUUAGGAAAACAAAUGACCUCCAGGGGUUAUUAGAGGUCGUCUCUUCCUCCAUCGUCUUACUUAUUUAUGAGACCAGCGAUGACAAAAUUGUGUUAUACUGUGCCAAUGACCUGCACUUUGACCCCCCCAAAAUGAUUGUAUCCGGACUAAAUUGUCGCAGAAGUAAAGGAGGCAUUAAGGCGGAGCUCAGCCGAGCUUCCGACAUGCGUCACAACAGCGGAUCGCCUCGGAAUGAAAGUGCGUUAUUGAAUGUAAUUUUUUUUAUAUGUUGUUUCCACUUCAAUCAACUUUUAAUAUCUGAUCGUCACUCGUGUCUAUGCACUCUCACCUGUUCACUGUCACCUUCUGAAAAUAGGGAAAUUCAUUUUGUACUUGUUUCAUUUCUUUUUUUUUCCCUCCUUCAUCCCAGAGACCGAGAACACCAGCUUUAGUAAACAAAUAAUAUAACUUUGUACACUGUUUAUACUUGUUUCAGAACUGAUGAAAUAAAAGUCUAAACGAUAA
Messenger RNA from Synchiropus splendidus (mandarinfish), 3332 nucleotides. It is a transcript of the gene akt1, whose product is annotated as v-akt murine thymoma viral oncogene homolog 1. Gene Ontology annotation, biological process: protein phosphorylation. Gene Ontology annotation, molecular function: ATP binding; protein serine/threonine kinase activity. The record is from RefSeq and is a predicted model, not a curated record. NCBI's taxonomy places the organism in Eukaryota, Metazoa, Chordata, Actinopteri, Syngnathiformes, Callionymidae. The transcript has 14 exons. The coding region runs from base 277 to 1698 and encodes 473 amino acids.